This is a messenger RNA of Wasmannia auropunctata (little fire ant), 1642 nucleotides long. RefSeq names its product major royal jelly protein 5 (gene yellow-g2). The record is from RefSeq and is a predicted model, not a curated record. Bases 106 to 1230 code for a protein of 374 amino acids. Lineage: Eukaryota; Metazoa; Arthropoda; Insecta; Hymenoptera; Formicidae. Gene Ontology annotation, cellular component: extracellular region. The transcript has 3 exons.
AAACUGGCGUAAUCCGGAGGAUUUUACAGUUUACGGUUUGAUUCGAUCGCCAAAAGAGACGCGGUCGGGUAUUCGAAGAACGGGGGAAGCUCACAGGAAAUAAGGAUGCUUUUCGCACGAGCGGUGACGUUCGCCGUCGCCAUCGUCGUCGUCGUCGGCGCUUCGAAAGACGUCGAAGACACUCCCGAAAAGAAAUCCACGAAAGUCCAGUGGACCGGCGGCUCCUUCGAUUGGCCUUGCGCGGCCACGAAGAGCAUGUUCAAGAACACCGGUCGUUACAUCGGGAAGAACGUCCUCGCCACCAGAGUUGUGAUCAGCAAGGACGACGCCUACCUUGCUUUACCUAGAUUCAAGCCUGGCGUGCCAGUGACCUUAGCGAAAGUCUGUUUGAAAGAUAAGAAUUGCCAGGCUACUCUCUCGCCCUUCCCUUGCUGGUCGCUCCAAGAAGAAGGUACAUGCUCCGCGCUGCAAAAUGUCGUGGACAUCUUUUUGGAUCCCCAGGACGUCCUGUGGGUGCUGGACACGGGAGUCGUAAACACCCUCGAACAGUCGGAGCGCAAAUGCUCGCCGAAGGUUGUCGCCCUGGACAUAAAAACCGGCAAGGUCGUGAAAACCAUCCAACUGGACGAUUUGUCGACCCCGUCGUCCCGACUGCAGUACGUGGUGGCGGACUACAAUCCGGACGGCCGCGUCUUCAUCUACGUGUCCGACGCAGCCUCGCGGGCGAUCCUGGUGUACGACGUGACCACGGGUCGCGGAUACCGCGUUGUACUUCCGCAGGCGGUAACCCUGAACUGCGACCGCCGGGACGUGCUCUAUCUCGCUCUGAUACGCCACCACGACGGUAGCACCUGCCUGGUCUUCACAUACUUGGGCAGCAACCGUCUGUUCAGCAUCCGAACGGAUCAUCUCAGGAGCGGUAACGCCCACGGUAAGAUACAGGAUCGCGGGCAGAAGCCCAAGAAGUUGGUCAUUGUCGGUACGGACAACGGUAGCGCGCUCUUCUUCCGCUACGAGGGCGAGCAGGAGGUCUACAGAUGGGACAGCGUCACGCCCUUCGUGCCGUCCAACUUCCAGCUGGUCUACAACACCGAUGACUGCUGCUCCCUGGUCACGCACGUCGCGCCCGACUACAAGAGGGAACAGAUGCGUGUCCUCGAGAGCAACUUCGCGGACUUCAUGCAGGGCACCGUCGGCUGCGGAGCCAAUCAAGCGUUGAAGGUGCUGUAGAGCGAGAUGUUCUCGCCGAUCGUGAAUAGAUCGAGGACUGGGAGCGCGGAUUGAUAACAGCGACAUGGUUAUCUCGGUCCCCGGAGUACCUCAGCCGAGAGAUCGAGUGUACCAUUACAAUUCGACGAGAUUACCUUUCUAUACUGUAGAUACAAUAUGUAUAAGGAACAAUAUGUACCUCACGCCAAUCGUCGUAUCUUCCAUUGCCGUUAAUAUGUAACAUAAAAAUCAUUCUCUUGUAUGUACAUGUGUAUGUGUUUAUCUGUGUGUAUGAUAUGCGUGUCUGUAGCGUCGAAACUCGAACUCGUCAAAAUUACAUCGGCCGCAAUGCGUCCGAUGCAAAAACUCCGACGGUAAGCGAAAUGUCAAUCGCUGACAUUCGUCGGAUGGAGAAAUAAACGUAUUAUAAAAA